AUGGGAAUCAAGAUUGACAUGUCAAAGGCUUUUGAUAGAGUGGAUUGGGAUUUCUUAAUCACAGCCAUGAAAGCCUUUGGUUUCAAUAAUAACUUUUGUAGCCUCAUUUAUCAAUGUGUGUCUACAACUUCCAUUGCAGUCUUACUCAAUGACUGUCCUGGUGAUUAUUUCAAGCCCACUAGGGGACUUAGGCAAGGAGACCCUCUAUCUCCUUACCUGUUCAUUAUUUGUAUGGAAAUUUUUUCUAGAUUACUUCUAGCUGGUGAAAAAGAACAACUCAUAAAUGGGGUUAAGAUAACUCCUAAGAAUGGCCCAAUUUCUCACAUAUUUUUUGCUGAUGCUUGCCUUCUGUUCAUUAGGGCUAACUUUAGAGAAUGUCACAAUCUUAUAUCUUUGCUUGAUUCUUUUGGCAAGGCUUCUGGACAGUUAAUUAAUUUUGACAAAUCUGGAUUUUUUUUCAGUAAAAAAGUCCAACCUAAACACCAGAGAAUGAUUAGAAAAAUACUGAAAAUUAAGAAAAUUAAUCCUCAAGAUUCUUACUUAGGAACCGCUCUUUUCAUAAGUAAAGCUAAAAUCAAACUCUUUAAGAGUUUGAUUGAGAAAAUGGAACACAAAAUCCAUGUUUGGAUGGGUAAACUCCUACCCCAAACUAGUAAGUUAAUCCUUAACAAAUCUUCUUUGGCAAGCAUGGCCAGCUACCAAAUGAGUUGCUUCAUUCUUCCAAAGAAAAUUACUAACAAAACUGAUUCCAUUCAGAGGGAUUUUUGGUGGGGCAAGGAAACAGAUUACAAGGGAUACUAUCCCAGAUCCUAUUCUUGUCUCUGUAAUCCAAAAAAUAAAGGAGGUCUAGGAUUUCGAAAUGCUCAUACUUUGAACCUAGCUAUGAUAACUAAGUUAUCUUGGAGAAUGUUAACAGAACCCAAUGCUCUUUGGGUAACACAAUUAAAGCCUAGAUAUUUCAGAAAUAGCUCUACUUUCAAAGCCAAAAUCCUCUCAACUAGCUCUUGGAUUUGGAAAUGCAUUAGCAAAGGCAUUCAUCUUAUUGAACAAUAUAUCAUUUGGGAAAUUGGAGAUGGCCUUAAUACUAAUAUUUGGACUGAUAGAUGGAUAACAAACUUAGAGUCCAAUCUAAGUAGCUUUAGAACAACAUGUAACUCUCACUUAACACUUGUGAAUGACCUGAUUGAUCCUCUCACUAAGAAGUGGAACUCAACCUUAAUCUUUAAUAUGUUUCCUGAUAAUAUUGCUAGGAAAAUUACAAAUACUAGGAUAUCCAUAGAUAAACUUGACACUCUUAGAUGGCUUCUCACAAAAUCUGGAGUUUUUUCAGUGAAAUCCAUGUACAAUAAACUCACUGAAAGAACAGUGAACCACUACAAUCUAGGACAACCAGAUUCAUUCUGGAAAAACUUAUGGGAUCUCAAUGUUUCACAAAGAAUUAAAAUCUUUAUCUGGAAAUGUCUGCAAGAUGCUCUAUCUACAAAUCUGAAACUUUCUGCCUUUAUGGAAGAUGUUCAACCCAAUUGCUCUUUUGGAUGCAAUAUGGUAGAAUCUGUAGAACAUUUGUUCAUAUCUUGCCCUUAUGCUAAAUCUGUAUGGGCUGAAGAACCUUUCCCUGUGACUCUUAACAUACACACUUCUACAUCUUUUUUUAGAUAUCUGCAAGGUUUUUCUUUAAUUGUAAGGGAUGAUGUAGGGGACUUCAAGACAGGCCGAGCAGGACCAUUCACAGCCUCUAUCCCUGAAGAAGCGGAAGCCUUAGGGUUGCUUCAAGGAGCGCAAUGUGCAACUGAGAAAGGAAUGGCAAAUUUUUCAGUGGAAGGAGACAGCAAAAACCUCUUUGAUUACCUGAAUGGAAGAGAAUCUCAACUGGAAUGGCAGAAUCAGUCUAUUUUGGAUGAAGCUAAAAACGUUUUCAAUUCCUGUCAAAAAUUUUUGGGUUUUAAUUUUGCUCCAAGAACGGCAAACAAUGUGGCAGAUAUAUUGGCAAAGGAAGCCAAAUCUUUUAACAAUGCUCUUAGCUGGGAAACUGUCCCCCCUUCUUAUAUUCUGUCUGCUUUAGAAGUAGAUAAAUCAAAUGCUAGAGUGCUUUCCAAUAACUCAACAUUCGAUGGCUCUACUCUCGGAAAUAUAAGGGUUACUAACUCCCUAAGUUAA
Molecule: messenger RNA, 2157 nt
Organism: Papaver somniferum (opium poppy)
Lineage: Eukaryota; Viridiplantae; Streptophyta; Magnoliopsida; Ranunculales; Papaveraceae
Exons: 2
Coding region: 1-2157 (718 amino acids)
Molecular function (GO): RNA-DNA hybrid ribonuclease activity; nucleic acid binding
Source: RefSeq, a predicted model, not a curated record